This is a messenger RNA of Penicillium macrosclerotiorum, 1434 nucleotides long. Its product is annotated as oxygenase MpaB family protein. NCBI's taxonomy places the organism in Eukaryota, Fungi, Ascomycota, Eurotiomycetes, Eurotiales, Aspergillaceae. Gene Ontology annotation, molecular function: oxidoreductase activity. The transcript has 4 exons. Bases 1 to 1434 code for a protein of 477 amino acids. The record is from RefSeq and is a predicted model, not a curated record.
AUGGUGUUGAAGAGUCCCCGGCGAGGGAACAGCACCGAGUAUCACUACUGGGGAUACUCUUUUCACUGGACGGAUCUUCACCAGUCCGAGGAGCAGUUGCGGCCAAUGGUUUCUACCUAUGACAGUCUCGCAGAUCAUUGUGUACAGCAGUUGAACAAAAUUCCCACAGAGGGUGACACAGACCGGCCAUUUAAGAAAGAUCUAUACAAACUGCUCAAAGACCAUGCGGAUGAAGACCCCAAACUGAAGGAGCUAUGGGAGCAGGUUAACACCAUCCCAGAAUGGGUGGACUGGGAUCAGAUCCAACGAGGACAGGAUGUGUUCUUCCGAUACGGUCUCCCGAUCUUGAAUGUACUCGGCUUUGAGAGCCUACUUGGGGGAAUAGCCGAAUCGAACGGACCUGGGCUGAAUAUCCUCUUUCUAUCUCUCUCUAGGGGCGCGAUCCGAGUCGUUGAAACACUGGCACGAACGGGCGGUUUCGGUGCCAAAGUAGUCCGUCGCCGUCUUCUCGAAACGCUGCAGCAUAUCCUUCAGGUCAGCAGCUCGGCAGAUGGCAUGAGACCGGGUGGUGAGGGCAAUAUAUCCUGUGUUCGCGUGCGGCUCCUCCACUCUUCCGUCCGUCUGAAGAUUCUCAGCCUGGUCGAAGAGCAACCCAACUACUAUGAUGUCGCCAAAUACGGCACGCCGGUCAGCGAUCUCGACUGCAUUGGCACCAUCAACACCUUUUGCAGCUCUGUGGUUUGGCUCGGACUCCCGCGCCAGGGCAUCUACCUCAGUAAGCAGGAAAUUGAGGACUAUAUUGCCCUCUGGCGCCUCGUCGCAUACUACAUGGGAACCCCCACGGAGCCGUUUGAGAGUACGGCCAAGGCCCGAGCCAUGAUGGAAUCGCUGCUGAUUUCCGAGAUCGAUCCCACCGAGAUCGGAAAAGUGCUGGCGAAGAAUAUCAUCCUGGGCCUCGAGAAUACUGCUCCUGCGUACGCCUCGAAGGAAUUUAUGGAGGCGAUGAGUCGACUGCUCAACGGGGAUCAGCUGUCGGAUGAGCUCGAGAUCCCGCGACCUAGUCUGUAUUAUCGCAUGCUCAUCUGGGGCUAUUGUUUCUGGGUGAUGAUUGUGUCCUACAUCAUCCCCCGGAUUCACCCUCUGGAUCAGUUCAUGAUUGCGAUGCGUCGCAAAUAUUUCUACAAAAUGAUCACGGAUGAGAAGGUUGGCCUGGGAGGCGAAUCUCGAUUCGAAUUCAAAUAUGUGCCGACAUUAACGCGGACGACGCGCUUGGGACAGCGGCGUACCACGAAGUUCGAGAGACCCGGGGUCGAGAGCCUCGCCCGGUUGGGGCUAUUCACGGCUUUUAGUGUCGUUGCCACACUAGGUUUGGCGCUGGCAUUUGCCGCAAAUAUGCUUGCCUCUCCCCAGCUGCUCUCGGUGGUCCGAACUUGA